AUGGAAGAAACAACAAUAAAAUACAAGAAAAGUUCUAAAAGCUCAAGUGUUAUCUCAAUGUUAGCAAUAUAAAGAGCAGACAAAACAUAAUCAAGUUUUCAAACAAUAGUAGGAAUAGUUAAUUCAAUGGUUGGAUCACUAUGUUUAGUAUUACCUUUAGUGUUUUUGAAUUAUGGAAUUAUAUCUUGCACCGUUAUAAUGAUAAUAUUGGGAUUUGUCCAAUAUAAUACUUGUUCUUUGCUAUUAUUGCAUUUAAAAAUUGAUGAAAUAGAUACUGAACAUAUGAUAAAGAGAAUUUUAGGAAAGACUUGGAUGUAAGCCUUUAGAUUUUGUUCAGGCACUUUAUUAUUCAUAGUUGGAAUAAUAUACUUCUAAUUAAUAAAUUUAACAUUAUACCCAAUAGUAACAUAUAUAUUGAGUUAUAAUGAUAUUGAGUUUGCAAAUGCUAGUGAAAAUUUAGUUUUUAAUAAGUAUUGAUUGGUUUAUAGCAUUUUAGGUAUUCAAUUUAAUUGUAAGCCUUAAUAGUCUUUCUUCCACUCUCAACAUUACUGUUAAUAAAAGAUAUUACAACAAUUGUCAAAAUAGCACAUUAUGGAGUAAUUGCAUUAUUCGCUUAUGGAAUUUUUAUUAUAUAUAUUUUUAUAGUGAAUUUAAGUAGUGAAGAUAUUUCUUAAAAAAUUGAAACAAUAAGUUUAUGGAAUUGGGAAUUUAGUUAGCCUGCUGGUUAAUUUGCUUUGGCUUUUAUGAUUCAUAAUGCAAUAGGAUAAUUGAUAAAAAACAAUCAAAAGAAAGAAAAUAAUUCUAGAGAUUUGGCUAUAGCUUAUUUGAUAGCAGGCAUAAUAUAUGGAAUAGUGGGAAUAUUUGGUUCAAUUGGGAUUCUGGUAAUAUAUAUUAAUUUAAUAUAGGGUUGUGAUAAUGUAAAUAAUGCAUAAACUAUAUUGAAUUGUUUUAAGAGUUCAGAUAUUGAAAUAAUUAUAAUAGAGAGCUUAUUUUUAAUUCAUUUGGUUACAGCAUUUCCUAUAUUUAAUAAUAUAAGCAAAUAUUAAAUAUUGGAAGUAAUUUAUCAUAAGAGAGAGCCACCUAAACUAGUAUAUUGGGGAUUUAGUAUAUUUUUUAUGGUGCUCUGUUUAAUAAUUCAAAUUUUAAAUAUUCCAGUAGGGGUAGUAAUUUCAUUUGAUGGAGCAGUUUGUGGAUUCCUAUUGGUAUACAUAGUUCCAAUAAGUUUGCAUUUGAAAUGUUAUUAAACACAAAAUAAGAUAUCUUUGAUAGGAGAUGAGGAUGAUGAGAUUGAUAAUGAAGUUAAGUGUGUGAAUCAUAAAGAUAAGAAUGCAAUCCCAAUGGCUGUUAGGAUUGGAUUUUAUACUAUGAUGAUGGGAAUAGGAAUAUACAAUUUAAUUGUAUAAUUUUAUGAUAUAUUUAAAUCGUGA
Messenger RNA from Paramecium sonneborni, 1427 nucleotides. The record is from the annotation of a GenBank genome assembly. NCBI's taxonomy places the organism in Eukaryota, Ciliophora, Oligohymenophorea, Peniculida, Parameciidae.